GUACCCAGAAGAGGCUACGUUGAGCGGAAUUUAUAGCUUGAACAGCAGCCGACUCCGACCAGCUACUAUGAGUUCACAAGUUGCCUCCAUGCAGUGUUGCUAAGGAGGGAUGGUCUCUUUAUCAGUUUUUCUCCUGGUAAACCUCGUUGCUGAGGCAGUGACACUUGGGACACAUGUCAGGGGUACAGUUGGGGAGUCAGUGGUCCUCCCCUGUGACCUGAACACCUCCACCGCCAUUGACCCUGGCAGGCUCCGUUUUCACUGGCAAGGAACAGCGGACCCGUCGGUUCUGUACUCUUUUGACAAAGGACGCGAGACACCCCAAUAUCAAAGUGCGACUUAUCGCAGCCGGAGCACAGCCUCUUUGUCAGACAUGAGGAGGGGGAUUAUUUCAGUGAGACUGAACAACCUAACACUUGAAGACGACCAGAAAUCUUUCAGUGCUUAUGUGGUGCUUGAUGUGAAAGGGAGACUUGAUAGAAUAUGUCCAACCACUUUACAUGUUGCAGUCCCUUAUGAAAAUCCCAACCUGACACUGAAUGAAGAAAUGAUGUUGGCAGUCUGUACUUCCCAAGGGGGAUUUCCUGAACCCGUGGUCACUUGGCAGGUCCAAGAGCUUCCGGGCAACACAAACCACGUGUUACAGCCAGUGGAGGCUAAUACUACAGCUGUGCAACACCUUCAGGAUCGUCUCUUCACUGUCACCAGUAGUAUAAACACAUCAGGAGGGAAAUAUCACUCAGUGACCUGCCUCAUCCACAACCCCACCUCAAAUGUGACUUUGAAUGUCACCAUCGAGCUAUCUGAACGUGAAAAACAGGCCCCUCUCUCUUGGGUUCCAGUUGUUGCAGUUGUUGUUGGAGUUUUAAUUGCAGCUUGUGCAGCUGCUAUAUGCAUCUACAAAAGAUGUAGAGGCCCACCUGAAGAUCCAGCUCCCUGCAGGCCAGGAAGCAACCAGGAUAAGCUUAAUGGUACCAUGUCAAAUGGGACUAAUCUAGCUAUGCUCUCCAAGAUGCAGGAAGACAGUCCUACAGGCAAUGCUGCCUCAGCAACAAGUGACAAUGCUACUGCUCGUACCAGUGAUAAUGCAAAAGAAGAAGAAUCACUUAUAAACAAAAGUGUCAAUUUUGACGAAGGAAAUGGUGAAAAUCUGACAGUGUGAGAAAUGAGAAUUGCAAUGAAAGCUCUAAAAAGGGAACAUGAGUGACUGUUGAAAAAAAAAAAAAAAGCAAAAUAACAACAAAUGACUGAGGCACCCCUUUGGCCAAAGCACUGAUUCUGCACAGCAGUGUAUUGAGACACAAGGGCCAGUUUACCAUGGACAUAAUGGAAACAUGUCUAAAAAAAACUUAACAAAAUAAAUUAUCCACAAAUUAUUUAUUGUCCAGUUUUUUUUACAGGAUUUUUUUUUUUUUUAAAUGUUGUGUAACUCAAUCCUUUGGUUCACAGAAUUAUAACCCUAAUGGAGAGAUUUUGUAAUAUCCCACCUAAAAGGGAUAUAUAGCCUUACAGUAUAGUGUUGGAUUUAUUAGUUGAUGACUUAACAGCAUUGAGCAUUAUUCCUCCACACAUCUGCUCCAAUCAGUGAUUUUAUGACAGAAAGAUAGUGUCUAGAGAUGUAGUCUUGUUGGUCACAAGUUUGAUUCCCCCACAGACACUUGCCUUAGAAGUGUUGAUACAUCAGAGCGUUUGCCCAUGGACGAAAGUAAGAGUCUGAGAGGUCUGAGAUGUACUUCCCUCUGUUGCUUCCUGGAACCACUCAGCUGUUGUCAUAGUAACAGCCUUUGUUUUCAUUUUUACUGGAACUGACAUUGCAUCAUACAGAUUAAGGAACAUAACAUUUUUAUAUUGUUUGUACAUUUCACAGCCAUUGUGAGGGCAGCUGUAUGAGUAAAUUAAAGCAACUAAAUUAUUAUUAUUAUUUUUUUUCAUAGAAAGAGUGUCUUUGGUGUCCUUGUGCAUGAUACUGUCUCGUGAACACUACACUGCUCUGCUGUAGUGGUAACCUUAAAGAAGCUAGACAUCAACAAAGAGUCCACAACAAAGAGUCCAAAUCUCCUCUUUAUCCUGUAUUUCUUAUCUGUAGAGGAAUGACUGUGAACACUGGCCACAUUUUGCACUCUUUCCCCACUUGGUUAAAGGAAUAGUUGACCCAAAAAUGUAGAUUUUGUCAUUACUCAUCUCCCUCAUGUCAAAGCAGAGCUCUGUGUCACAACCAGGGACUGGUUGUUAAUAAGAAUUUCUCUGGAAGAUGUCCCUCAGGACCUCCCUCCAGAGCAUGAAUGUACUAAAGACCUGCAGACUUUUGUAUAUAUCACUGUGUGUUAUGAUGAAGUGACCAACAAAAAUAAAACUUGUGGAACCCUCAUACCUCAAGCAGAUUUAAA
This is a messenger RNA of Myripristis murdjan (pinecone soldierfish), 2387 nucleotides long. RefSeq names its product T-lymphocyte activation antigen CD80-like. Gene Ontology annotation, molecular function: signaling receptor binding. NCBI's taxonomy places the organism in Eukaryota, Metazoa, Chordata, Actinopteri, Holocentriformes, Holocentridae. Gene Ontology annotation, biological process: regulation of cytokine production; T cell receptor signaling pathway. Gene Ontology annotation, cellular component: external side of plasma membrane. The record is from RefSeq and is a predicted model, not a curated record. The transcript is spliced from 6 exons. The coding region runs from base 110 to 1162 and encodes 350 amino acids.